CACACGGAACGCGGCGGCUACGGGGACAUCCAGGCAAGACGCUAGAACAAGAUAAACCUGUCCUGAAACAACGACUGUUCACGGCGUCCCGGGAUCCCGUGGUCGUAUUGCCAAGUUCCCAAGACCCGAGAAGUUAAAGCUGCCGCGCUCCAACUCUGUGAUAUCGACACUACCUGGUGCUGCUACGGAGAGAGAACCGGAGGGGAGAAGACACCUCGCCCAACUUGGAUCUCUUACAAACACUUUAUUUCUUUUAAUAGGGAUUUUUGGAUCUCUGCCGUCAUUGACAACAUUUUGCACACCAAGUGUGUUAUUUUGUUUCUUGUCCUUUUUGGGAUAUAUAGUGGUUUAGCAUUCGAUUCUUCUUUUUUUAAGUGCCUUAUUAACUGGUAGUUAUCCAGUCAGCGGGCGUGUUACCAGAGCAGCGACUCGCACUGUGAUUAUCACGUAUAGCAGCAUAGGAUCUAUUUCCCAGUCCAUCUUCACCAUGAGCCAAGCGGAUGUAUCGACUUGCUCCGCGCCGCAGCGGGUUUUCCAGGAGGCAGUGAAAAAAGGCAACACUAAGGAACUUCACUCGUUGCUCCAGAACAUGACAAACUGCGAAUUCAAUGUCAACUCCUUCGGGCCCGAGGGACAGACGGCGCUGCAUCAGUCGGUCAUUGAUGGAAAUCUCGAGCUCGUUAAACUUCUGGUGAAGUUUGGAGCCGAUAUUCGGUUGGCGAACAGGGAAGGCUGGAGUGCCUUACAUAUUGCCGCUUUUGGAGGACACCAAGACAUAGUCCUAUACCUCAUCACUAAAGCAAAGUACUCAUCUGGCGCGCGGUGAUCUGCUUCAAGCUGUCAGGUAAACACGGAAAGCCAGGCUCUUGUAAAUUUGCGUUUCCAUAGUUGUGCCAAAUUAUUAUUAAAGAAAACAGUAAACUUCCCUCUGCCUAUUCAAACCAAACGGGGGUCCUUCUGGCUCGUGAGUGAAACAGACAUCACACGGUUCUCGCAUGAAUCUUGAAAAAUAGAAAACGCCAUUUAGGUGGGUUGGUACUAAAGCUUUUUUCUUGAAUGUGUAUAAUAUAGAUUGGGACGUUUUAAAAAAAACAAAAUUGAAGCCAGGUGUGUUUUACUCCCGAGUUCAGUUGGCCUUUCACGCGGCGACGGUCUCAUCCUCGCGCCGCGGUUCCACUGAAACGCCUUUUUCUCCUCGAGCUUCCUCUGAGUUGUCGGUCUGUGGCUCCACGCUGUUCACUUGUAUGACCCUUCUAAAUUAUUUUGAUAUAGGCCUAAAAGUUGGCACUUGAUGCUGCGACUGCAUGCUGGAAUAGCUUAAAGGGAAGAACAUGAACACUGCCGGGGAGGCCAUCCUCUGUUUGGGCUACAUAGUAUGUUUUUCUCCUUUUUAAUUAAAUAUGAUUUUUUUCAAAGAGCAGCAUUAUGAUAUCCAAUUCGCUUUUCAGACGUGUAAUCAUAACAGCAUUUGACACGUGUGUUGUUAAGUACUGUACACAAUAGCUUUACUUUGUUUCUUUGUAAAAGUAGCUAAGCGCUCUCGCCGCUAAGCCAGCAGGCUGCCGGCACCCUCUUUCAGGCCAGUGCGACCAGUUGUCAAUGGUUACUGUGUUACUAAACCGCUGCUCUGCUUUGUAUCAAAACGUCAGGAAAGUCGCAUUCGGAGUUCAGUUUAUGCUCUCAUUUCAGUAUUGUAUACCAUCCUGGUCCUCACUGUGAACACAGGCUGGCGUAUUUAUGAAGGUACAUUGAGAAGAAGGUGCAUUUUGAAUAUGUUGUGGUUUAUUUCUUUACAAAAAAUCAUUAAGUUUUAAGAAUAUUUAGGGUGACUUAAAAAAGCUGCUUCUGACUUGUACUAGGCCUAGGUUUAACAACUGGCCCCUGUGGAGACACCUUCCUAAGCCCUCUAAAUUGGUCUGCAACCGAAAUGCUUCCUAACUCAAUCCCCCUUGAACUCGGUUUGGUUCUUAUUGCCAACUACCUCGACUGUGAAGAAUUAAACCCCGACCUCACCACCGACCAUGCAUUCUCUCACAGGAGAAUCUCAACUCACACACUCCACAAUAGAUCCCCACACUUCUUUAAGAGAUGAACAGGACCCAUUUUAGUAGCAGGUUCCAAAUGAAGACCUGUUUGUAACCCAGCAAGCUCCAAUCUCUGUCAAUGCAAUGGGAUCCUUCUUGCCCAUGAAUGGUCUCCAACCGGGACAGUAUGCUUUUUUUCAGAAGCUGAACGCCUCUCAAGGUAGCUCUGCUUGAUUUCUAUUUUAGUGACACACAAAAAAAUGGAAUUUUAUUGCAUGACAUAUAAUAUGCAGGGAGUUUUAUUGCACAAAAAAUGCGGAGCCUUUUACGCCCCCUAGUGCCUCGUCGGGUAACUGCAGGAGCUGAGGGUUACGGAUAGAGUUACUACUGAGCAGGACUAUAUAACGCGUCAUUACUGUUUUACUAUAAAGACUGUUAACAUCACAUUACUAUUGCAGGAUAUCAAUAGAAAUUGGUUUAAAAAACAUUCUGCGUUUUGAAAAGUCAUGGCACCCUAAUGUUGGUUUUCAAUGCUGCUUGUGUGUUUCUGUGCCUUCGUGUUGAGUUUUUAAAACCCUGCUACUCAGUGGCCAACAGAUAGAGAAAGUUCUAACUGACAGAGCAGCAUCCAGGUCCCAGGAAGACACGAGUAUGCACUGUGUGUGUUUGCGUUCAUGGAAGUGUGAGAGAGAGAGCGUGUGCGUGACGAGAGAGCGUGUGCGUGACGAGAGAGCGUGUGCGUGACGAGAGAGCGUGUGCGUGUCUCUGUGUGUCCGGUGCUUGGUUGGGUCGAGACAGAUGUAUGGAUGUUGAAGGUUUGUGUGUGUGUGCAGAAAUGAUGUGUGUGUACCCUGUGUCUGCUAUGCUGCGCUCUGUGUGCCAGUCUGGAUGUGUCUCUGUGCGUGGGUGUUUGUGCCAGUAGUGUUUAUGUGUGUGUGUCGCCUGUGUCUGCUGUCCUGUUCUGUGUGUGUAUUGUCUGCUCUCUGUGCAACUCGUGUCUCUCCUGCAACCUGGUGCUGUUGGUGCACCCAGAGUGACGUGCACCAGGGACACUGUCUGAGGACCAGCAAACAAACAAACAAACAAGCCAACAAAACAGAGGCGAUAGGUAAACAACAACACAAUCCAGAUUGGUAAUAGCAUCAAAACAGAAAUAUGCAUCGCUUGUCUUAAACUUGAUCUUUUUAUUUGUUUUGGUAUUUUAUUUUCUUCGUUUUUGUUUGAAUAUUGCACUGAUGUCUGUUGUUGAUUAGUUGGCUUUACGUCGACAUAUUUUUUUUUUCUGAAUAGAAAAAAAAGGAACACAACUAAAUAUUAUUGUAUAAAGUUGCUCCAGGUUGUCAUGUCUAUUGUGUGUGUUACUUUGUGAGACAUGAUGUUUUCACAAAGAUGUAUGUAUCUCUAAGAUCGGGUGUAUGUAUAAAUAUAUAUAUGAAUAUAUAUAAACGCUGAUAAUAUCUUGGGGAGCCUUCUUUUCUGAAGUGUAGUCCUCUAUUGUUCUGGAUGGGGAAUGAUAUACAUUUGAUGGUAAGGUCAUUGUAACAAAAAAUAAAUUGCACGGUGUGUAGUUGCUCUACUCAACAGUGUCAUAACAUUUAUGGCGGGUAGAGUGGACGACUGGAUAGGUGUGUAACUGAGUGAGAGAAAGUGUUGACUUCUUUGGGCCAAGUUCUGUGUCUUCCUCAAGCUGGAGGAAGGUGAAUGAGAGGGGCACGGUUCCGUCGUGUUGAUUUAGGAUUUUUUUCCUCUUUUUUUUUGGUUUGGUUUUGUUUGAAUUUUUGUUUUGAGCGUUUGUAACACUGUGAUUGUGUGAGGAGUGGAGGAGAUGAGUGCUGUAAUAUUUUUGUACGUUUGUGUACAAGCCAGUAAAGAAAUCAUUAAACUCA
This is a messenger RNA of Osmerus eperlanus (European smelt), 3910 nucleotides long. It is a transcript of the gene nrarpa, whose product is annotated as NOTCH regulated ankyrin repeat protein a. Gene Ontology annotation, cellular component: cytoplasm. The transcript has a single exon. NCBI's taxonomy places the organism in Eukaryota, Metazoa, Chordata, Actinopteri, Osmeriformes, Osmeridae. Gene Ontology annotation, molecular function: enzyme inhibitor activity; protein binding; phosphatase regulator activity. The coding region runs from base 488 to 826 and encodes 112 amino acids. The record is from RefSeq and is a predicted model, not a curated record.